CGGACUUAUGUGAACUGUCAGCUGAAAGAGUGAGCUUGCACAGUUCGAAUCGAGACAGAGAUACCGGAAAGCACGAAAGUCAAUUGGAAAAGAUAGCAUGAAUCGUUUUAAGGCUUCCAAAUUCAAAAACACAACCCCGAAGAUUGGAAAGAAAGAUGGCUGGAUCAGCAAUGUUCGGGCUGGAUCUUUCACCUCCCAGGGAAACCACAUCAAAUCUAGUCCCAGGCUUGUGGCCUUCAACACGGAGCAGGCUGGCGGAGGAAUGUUGGGCCUGUCUACUGUGGAACCAGGCUCUGACGGCAAGUGGACUGUGACUCAGAUCCCGUGUCAUGCUGAUCUGGUAACUGAUCUGGACUUCUCUCCGUUUGACGAUAGUCUUCUGGCAACUUGCUCCGCAGACGAAACAGUGAAGCUGUGGCGUGUGUGUGACCCGGAGCAGGAGCAGCCGGCGGGCCCGGAGGUGACCCUGAGCCCUGCAGGGGGCAGGCUGGAGCUGGUCCUCUUCCACCCCUCCUCCUCCGGCCUGCUGGCUGUGGCCUCCACCAGGAACGCUCAGCUCUGGGACACCAGCCGCCCUGACGCACCCCUGGCAGUUCUGGAGCAGCACCCAGACCAGCUGCAGGCUCUGAGCUGGAAACAGGACGGGACACUGCUGGCCUCCUCCUGCAAGGGAACAGUGGAUUGA
Messenger RNA from Osmerus eperlanus (European smelt), 685 nucleotides. Its product is annotated as coronin-7-like. The record is from RefSeq and is a predicted model, not a curated record. Gene Ontology annotation, molecular function: actin filament binding. Gene Ontology annotation, biological process: actin filament organization. NCBI's taxonomy places the organism in Eukaryota, Metazoa, Chordata, Actinopteri, Osmeriformes, Osmeridae. The transcript is spliced from 7 exons. Bases 98 to 685 code for a protein of 195 amino acids.